UUGUAUACGACCUUUCAGAAGUACUCAUUACCAGGAGUAGAACAUCCGCAGCAAGAAUCGCUUGCUUUCCGUAGCAUCUCGGCCGAAACUCUGGCAUCGGAGAUUCGAAGACUUGGGCCUGAAGAAUUUGAACGCCGCUACACUCUUAUUGAUUGCAGAUACCCCUAUGAAUAUGAGGGGGGACACAUUAAGUGUGCGAUAAAUGUUCAUGACCAAGACGAGUUAGAGAAGCUGUUCUUCCCUGAAGAUCCGAAUCAUCCCAUUCGCUCGCGCAUACCUAUCUUCUAUUGCGAAUUUAGUCAGAAGCGUGGCCCAGGAAUGGCGCUAGCACUUCGUAGCGUCGAUCGAAUGCGUAAUGAAUUGCAUUACCCGAAAGUUGAUUACGCUGAAAUGUACUUACUUGACCAUGGUUAUCGAAAAUUCUGGAAUGAUGGACGCUGCAAGGCCGAGUGCGUUCCAUGCGGUUAUGUACCAAUGACGGAUUCUUCUCAUUUAUCGUCACUUGUCAAGUAUAAGUGGCACAAGUCGAAAUCAUCGAGUCAACUUAUG
Messenger RNA from Strongylus vulgaris, 549 nucleotides. The record is from the annotation of a GenBank genome assembly. NCBI's taxonomy places the organism in Eukaryota, Metazoa, Nematoda, Chromadorea, Rhabditida, Strongylidae.